This is a messenger RNA of Phyllotreta striolata, 1050 nucleotides long. The record is from the annotation of a GenBank genome assembly. Lineage: Eukaryota; Metazoa; Arthropoda; Insecta; Coleoptera; Chrysomelidae.
GUGAGCAGUGGUUUGAUUUGAAAGUCGGCUUUGUUUGGAAUACUAAUUUAAUUGUAAAUUCUGUUUACUUUAAUUAUUUGUGUAGAUUUUGUGUUGUAUUUAAUCAUUACAAUGGCCGCUAAAUAUUGGGGUGAAAUAGUCGUUAACAAAUCCAACGAAACAGUUCCGGAUGUAAAGGCAGAAAUCGAGAAAUCCAUGGAUAGCAACUGUUUAUCAGAAUAUGCCGAAUAUAGCGACGAAGAACGAUUAGAAGAUAUCAAGUUAGGUCCUUUAGAUCCUUUCAUAACCUACGCAGUAUCCUUACACAAAUACGCCGGCAACUUGAAGAGUCUCAUAGACGAAGUAGAGAGCAAUACAGAUCAGAAUUUCGUAGCCCCGGCGGCGCCUCCUUUGCCCGAAUCUCCGGAUAUUCGCAUCAAGCACAAGCCCGUUUGUUUGAAUUUCAUCCCGAAAGAUUCAACCCUACUAGAUAAAUGCGAAUCGAAAACGCCCGAAUUAAACGAGACGGUCGUUAAAAAACUCUCAACGAAAUGCAUUGCCGUGAUGUUCGCUCACAUCGGAUUCGCUACUACGCAUCAAAGUGUGCUGGAUUUAAUGACAGAUGUGUUGGAUUCGUUUAUGCAGAAAUUCUGCGGCAAAAUCGCUAGAGCCUUGGAUGAUGGAGAUUCAACUAAAUUCACAAAUAUCAUGGAGGCGGUUCUGAUAGAUAUGGGUAUCGGAGGUGCGAAAGAUUUACACGAUUACUACCAGAACAGAGUGGUGAAUUACGCGGAAACGUUAAGGAAACGGUGCCAGAAGUUACACGAUAAAUACUCAUCCGUUUCCUCGCCAGCGGGCCUGUCAUCGGUUAAAUUCGAAAACGUGGUCAGAGUAAAAGUGGAAGGCGAUGCUGACGCGAAAGAGGCCGAUAAUUUGAACUACCAUUGCGUGACGUUCGAUAGCAAUCCGUCCGUGUUGGAAACCGGUCUGCAGUUGCUGCAACAUCUAGAAGCCGGCGAAGAUUUAGAAACAGCGUGAAUAUCGUACAGCAACUUUUUUUAUCUCCCCCCC